Molecule: messenger RNA, 833 nt
Organism: Myotis lucifugus (little brown bat)
Lineage: Eukaryota; Metazoa; Chordata; Mammalia; Chiroptera; Vespertilionidae
Gene: SFT2D1
Product: SFT2 domain containing 1
Exons: 5
Coding region: 193-426 (77 amino acids)
Biological process (GO): vesicle-mediated transport
Cellular component (GO): membrane
Source: RefSeq, a predicted model, not a curated record
AAGUGGUGGCGAUGGCGUCAGCUCAGGCCGCUGGGGCUCCUGGUUCUCUGAAGGGGCACUUGUGUCUCCUGGAGGCUCGGGUCCCCUCGGUGUGAAGGAAGAUGAGCCGGACUUAGAGAUGGUGACGCGUGGACGGCAGGACCGCCCGGCGCCCCUCAGCCCCCGUUUGUCGCCCACAGCACGUGCUUUCUGAUGGGGCCCUUCAAGCAGCUGAAGAAGAUGUUCGAGACCACGAGGCUGCUCGCCACCGUCAUCAUGCUGCUGUGCUUCGUGCUGACGCUGUGUGCUGCUCUGUGGUGGCAUAAGAAGGGGCUGGCCGUGCUCUUCUGCAUAUUGCAGUUCCUGUCCAUGACCUGGUACAGCCUGUCGUACAUCCCGUAUGCAAGGGACGCCGUCAUGAAAUGCUGCUCUUCUCUCCUGAGCUGAAGACCAGAACCUCUUGGCAGAGCGUCUGGGAGUUGCCGUUGGUUUGGGGGAGUGUGUUUUCCUGAGCUGGUGAUCGCCCCUCCCCCCGUGGCCGUUCAGGGCCGUGGGCACCGUGGAACCCGCGGCGAGUAAACUGUGAUGCUCCCACCACUAGAUCCCGCCAUUCAUUGCUCUUCUCCACGGAGGCUAAUCCCCGCCGAUUGUGAAUGAUCUGUAGCGUUUCUAAUCCUAAACAGCAUUUGAUUUGUGAAUAUCCGGGGAUAAGUCUCCGCUGCAUGAACUUUGUUGGCUUUUCUAAAAUGUCAAGAUUUAAAAAUACUUUAAAUGUGAAAGUUUUUACUUUAAACUAAGAAUCGCUUAUCAUAUGUAAUAAAAAUAAUAUAUAAAUCUUUACAAUUUUAAAAUAA